This is a messenger RNA of Paramormyrops kingsleyae, 4297 nucleotides long. RefSeq names its product immunoglobulin superfamily, member 8 (gene igsf8). Gene Ontology annotation, cellular component: membrane. The record is from RefSeq and is a predicted model, not a curated record. NCBI's taxonomy places the organism in Eukaryota, Metazoa, Chordata, Actinopteri, Osteoglossiformes, Mormyridae.
UUGAUUUUUUUGUUGGGAGCGAAAACAGAGGAUGUGUUAAUGUCCCGCCUCAGGCUGGGACUUUCUGUUUCUCCAUUAAUACGCUAGAGGUCUUUUGGGCUGCUAGGAAACGGAUUGGGAGGGAACUAUUGGGGGAUCCUUCGGUUUCGAUUAAAGGAUUGAAAGUACCUAGACGAACUGGGAAACUAUGAUGCGCGUUGUGCAAUAGUGGCGUCUUCUCAUCAACCAGAUUUGUUUUAUUAUCAGCAACUCGUGGUAACAUAUCGCCUACUUUAUAACCAUAGUCGCUGGUCUUUUAAUUGGUUUAACGCCAUACGUGUACAUUUUUGGACGUUCAUCUUUUUUUGAGUUUGUGGGCGUGACGAUGAUCGGCGGUGGCUCGAUCCGCCGCUGAUUUCGGUCCUUUUGCUCGUUUCAUUCCUUUUUCUCGUUUCGUUCCAGCACUCCGGGAUGGAAUCACGCCUGUCAGCGUUGCUGUGCCUGCCGUGGGUGCUCCAGUGUGUCUUUUGCCGCGACGUCACCGUCCCCGCUGGGCCGCUGUACCGCGUGGCGGGGUUCCCGAUGACACUGCCCUGCUCAGUGACCGGGUACGAGGGCCCGCGCAUGCAGAACUUCGAGUGGUUCCUGUACCGCGAGAACUCGGGCAGCCAGCAGAUCGGCGUCAUCUCCACGCAGGACCGGGGUUUCUCCUACGCCCCCUUCCAGCCCCGCGUCCGUUCGGGCGAGGUGCGGGUGGAGAGGGACUCGGGUGACCGGGCCGCUCUGGUGGUGCAGAGGCUGCAGCCUGAAGACCAGGGGCGCUACGAGUGCUAUACCCCCAGCACUGACACGCGGUACUAUGGCAACUACAGCGCAUCUGUGACUGUCAAAGUGAUCCCCGAUACGCUCCAGAUAAGCCACUCCCACUCUCUGAGCCGCCAACCACUGAUAGAAGGGGCGGAGCUGCAGCUGACGUGCGAGGCCGCCGUCCAAUCCAAAGAGCACACUCACCUGUCCGUCACCUUUGGCGUGCGGGGCGGGGCUGGAUCCGGGGCUGUUAUCAGCGGGCAGGGCCAUAACCUGAGGGAGAUCAUCAGCAUUGGCCGUGAGCUGGCCGUGAUCCCCGGCCGGGGCGGAGACUAUGAGAGGAGGUACCAGGAUGGUGAGAUCUCCCUGGAGAAGAGGAAGGGGAAGUCCGCGGGUGACCGGGACCUGUAUGUUAUGAAGAUGGCCACUGUUGCCCCGAGCGACUCCGGUGCCUAUUUUUGUGAGGCGACCCAGUGGAUUCUGGACCCAGAUGGAAGCUGGACAAAGCUCGCCCACAGGACAAUGGAGCUGGGCGUCCUGACUGUGAGGCCGCUGGCUGACAGCAUGACGGUGAGCACCACCCCCAGUGGGGCGGUAAACCUGCCCAUCGGCUCCCCCCUCAGGCUGACCUGCGAGGUGUCCGGUGUGGGAGUCUGGAACCGCUCGGCACUGCUGGUGAGGUGGACGCGGCGGGGGGGCGGGGAAGGUGCGCCGGCGACGGCCCCCGAGGUGGAGGUGGCCCGGCUGGGUCCGGAUGGGGUGGCGAGCUGGGGAGACGACACGAGCCGCGGCGGGGGCGGCGCCGUGGAGAUGGAGGCCCAGGGGCGGUACUCCCUCCGGCUGUUUUCGGCACACCCCGCCGACUCGGGCACAUAUCGCUGCAUCGUCAGCAUCUUCGCCGGACGCCGCGACCCGGGACCAUCCAGUCCAGCCUCCGUUACCCAGAGGUCCAAUGGGGUGGCCAUCAGCUUCACAACCAAAGAGGUCCGUGUGGCCGCCACGGCUACGCUAGUGCGCGGACCCCUCCUAAAGCGGGGCGACACCGUCACUUUGCUCUGCAACGUUACCGUGACGACCACGGGCCCGUACCAAGUGGAAGUGCAGUGGUUCCGUAAGAGGGAGGAGCUGGGGUCGACCGGGGAGGUGCCCACGGGAGACGGGGACGCUCCGCUGCUGGCGGCUGUGACGCACGAGGGCCUGUCCCGUCUCCACGGCAACUUUGGGGACGUGAGCGUGGACCAACCAGAGCACGGUUACUACCGGUUACGAAUCCAUGGUGCCCAGAUGCAAGACCAGGGGUACUACACAUGCCAGGCAGAGGUGUGGGGGCAGGACCCGCAUGGGGCUUGGUACAGCACAGGGGAGGCGGCAAAAUCCAUGCCCGUCAACGUCUACUUGUAUUCCCGUGCGAUCGACCUCCUCCUCAUUCCCCUGAUAGUCGGCGUGUCCUCAGCCCUCUUUGUGGGCGUGGUCGUCGCUGGCACAGUGACCUGCUGCUUCAUGAACCGCCUGGCCAGGCGCCGCUCUCAGAAAUAGCCCGCAUGCUUCCGGGAGAUGGUGGGGGGGGAACGGCUGCCGCGUCGUGUAGAUGUUUACUUUAGCGAUCACAAACUAGACGUGUGACAUGCAGCAGGUCUCAGGAAAGAGUAGAAGGGUUCGCGGAAACGGACAUCGUGGAGAACCCGCAGCUGGACCCUGUAACGUAGAAAGUCCGUCACUGCAAGUCUGUCGUCCGUGCCAGUUUUUCAUAAUCGUAAAAACCGUCCUAAGGCCGUCCCUCAGAAGGGAAUCUGAAUUCUUAGCCAACAGCCAUAAGCUCAUUCCCUCGACAGGGGGGACAAAAAGGUUUUUUUUUAAUAUCCCUGGUUUAUAUGUGACUUACUUGAGUGUGUUGUUAAAAGAUCUCAGGGCAGGAGUUACCAUGUGGGGGAAAAUACAGAGUAUAAAUGACAGUUAAAUGCUGGUAAACAUGCCACUGAUUGUAAAGUCAUCUCCGGUCUUCAUCUGCCCACUAGGGUCACGUUCUGCAGUCGUUACUGAGUGAAGGUCUGUGGGUGAUAUCCAAGGGCAGCUGAUGGCCGCUGCUGCCCGGUCAGCGCGGUAAAUGGAUUUCCCUUGGCAGGAGGUCGCUGCGGAGCGGUGUGGCGCGGCGCGGUUAGCUUUGGUGUGGCUGGUGCUGAGUGGAGAGACCACACUGUCGCAGAAGCGUGGGAGCGCUGGGCCGCAGCGCCGGCUUCUCACACCCCAAAGUCGCGAGGGCGAGGCCUGGCGCCCAGACACCUGCCGCGGGCUCAGGAAUUCAACUAGUUAACUUAGCUAGCAGUUUGGGCAGCUUCAGUCAAACAGUGCAGUAUUAAAAACACGUGUGUAUUCAGGGGAAGUGAGAUGCUUUUAUUUUACUUUAGUUUUUUAUUUCUGUGAAGUGCAGGUAGUCACGCAGCAGGCUUUCAGAUGUUUACUUUUCAGAUGUUUACUGCGUUCUUCACGUUGGGUUCCAGCUGGUCCCCAGUUUACUGCAGUCUGGCACUAAGUGAGGAAUGAGGCUUUGAAGCCACGCUGGGUGGGACUUGUGUGCUGUCAGUCAUUGGCAACCAGUUUCUGAUUGGUGAAUCCAUUGGUUCCUAUUGGGGUAAACUAGGCAGUGAUUGGUCACCUCUGAUAGUCACGGCCAAUGUGGGCUUCAAAGUGGUGCAUUGUGUCAGAGUAGCCCACCUGGGUCUCUUGAACCUUUGGUAACUGUUUUUUUUUGUCUGGUCACUCCAUGCCUCACCCUGGCUGCUCACUCCAACAGCAUCGUCGGCAUUUCCUUGUGUUUUGGGAUCUGCAGUCUGCUUAAAUGAAAUGUGGUGCUGCGUGCUUGAGCAGCUAAGCUUCUGCAGCCUGGUUCUGAACGUGGAUGGAGGUUGGACUGGAGGCCUGUCCAUCACUCUGCAGUAGUGCUAUUUGCUUCAUUUCAGUAGCAUCCAGUUGUUGCCCCUGUAAAAUUAAAUCCUUUAAUAUAAAAGGAUUCCCAGCAUCCUAUAACUAGUAUCGUAACCACUAACUCGAGCCUUUGCAUAUUAUGAAAAGAAGACUGUACUGCCUUUGGUAUUUACCUACAGGGAUGAACUCCCUAAAACUGAUUUAUCCCUGAAACUAAACAGUCCGUGCGAUUGUGGUGCUAAAUGACGUUAAGAUGGUUCUGGAUGGAAUUAAUGACGUUCAUGUGAAGUAGCUCCUAAUCCCUACUUUACGGUUUCCUCUCUUUGAUUCUCUGCUGCACGAACUGUGUAAAUAUCUCGUUCACUGAAUAUGUCCUUGAAAACGGGCAUUUCCCUGUGUGAACAUGGGCUCCAAUACAAAUGCAUGUUAGUGUGGAUAUAGGGGCUGUCGAAUAAGCACUGUUCUGUUUUGCGAAUAAUGUAUUUUUAUGAGCUCGUAAAACUUUUAAAAUUGUGACACGUUUUCAUGUACACAGUUAUUUUGUGUAAUGGUUCUUUGCAAAUGGCCAAUAAACAGUGCAUUGAUAACU